AGACUUCCGAGGAUGGCCGAAUUCUGUGUUCGUGUACUCGUAAAGGGGAAACCCCUCUCCCGACUCGCAUUUGUAUCGAGAGGAAUCCUGGGUAAUAAUUAUGCUGUGACGUCAUCGCAGUCUGUUCGGCAUGGAUCAGAAUAUUUUAAGAGCAUCUUCCCUGUUGAUGAGCAAACAAUCAGAAAAGAGGGUCCCGAAAGAAUUCGUGUUAUACGUCGGAAUAAUGAGCAAUACUUGCCCACGCAGCAGUAUAGUGACGUCACAACACUUUAUGAGGGGUUCCAGAGAGGGAAGAGAGUGUCAAAUGACGGGUCAUUUCUUGGUCAUCGGAUUGGUCCGGGUCAGCCAUACCAAUGGAUAUCAUUUUCACAGGUUGAAGAGCGAGCUCGUCUCUUUGGAUCAGGGUUGGUGUCACUUGGUUUCUCACCCGGAAGUGAAACCUUUAUCGGCAUCUUCUCACAGAAUAGACCAGAGUGGACGAUAGUUGACUUUGCGUGUAUCUGUUAUUCAAUGGUCUCUGUGCCUCUUUAUACCAGUCUUGGAAAGGACGCCUUGAAACAUAUAGCAGAGCAAACAAAUAUGUCGGUACUGGUUUGCGACGUCUUAGACAAAGCAGAAUCUGUUUUGGAAUAUGCUGCUAAUUUACCGCACUUGAAAGCAGUAGUGGUCAUGGAUCUGCCCCUCGAAGGUGGGGAAGAAACAAGACACAAAUUUGAAGCUGCGGGACUAAGGCUUUUGUCAUAUGAUGACGUCAUCGAUAGAGGGACAUCUAAUCCUUGUGAUCGUGUGCUACCGAAGCCGACAGAUCUGAAUACAAUCGUCUACACAAGUGGAACAACUGGGACACCUAAAGGUGUGCCGCUCACACAAGGUCAUCACAUAGUAAACCAUGCUUAUGUACAUUCCGCCUUUGACGUCCCAUCAUUCGGCAGCCCAGAUGAUUACCAUCUAAGCUAUCUACCUCUCGCACAUGUCUUCGAAAGAGGUAACAUGUAUCACGGGAUGAUACAAGGCACACAUGUAGGAUUUUUUCAAGGCGAUCCCUUACUCCUGCUUGACGACCUGCAGACUUUGAAACCUACUGUCUUUUUCGCUGUUCCCAGAAUUUUCAACCGAAUACAUCACCAGAUAACGUUAGGAGUGACAAAUUCCAGUCCCUUGAAACGUUCUAUCUUCAGUUUCGCUUAUCAACAGAAGUCGAAAAAUUUACAAAAAGGUAUAAUAUCAAAUGACACAAUCUGGGAUAAACUAGUGUUCAAGAAGAUCCAGGAUAUAUUUGGCGGAAGGAUGCGCUUUUUAUUUUCUGGUGCCGCUCCCAUCUCGGAGGAGGUUGCCACCUUCUUUCGUGUAACAGUGGGAUGUCCGUUUUUCGAGGGCUACGGACAGACAGAAACCACCAGCAUCAUCACUCACACCAUCGAUAUCGAUAUGUCACCAGGUCACGUGGGUGUGCCAGGGGGUGACAUGGAGAUCAAGCUAGUCGACGUCCCCGACCUCAACUACCAUGCCAAGGACGACGAGGGAGAGAUAUUCGUCCGUGGAAAGAAUGUAUUUACAGGGUAUUACAAAGAUCCUGAGAAAACCAAAGAAGCAUUGGACGAGGAUGGAUGGCUUCAUACUGGUGAUAUAGGUCGAUGGAAUAAAAACGGUACAUUAUCUGUCAUAGAUCGUAAGAAGCAGAUACUGAAAUUGGCACAGGGGCUUUACGUUGCUCCAGAAAAGGUAGAGAAUGUAUACACCAGGCUCCCGCUUCUCACCCAAAUCUUCGUAUAUGGUGACAGUAUGAGAGAUUUCAUUGUUGGAAUAGUGGUUCCCGAUCCACAAGAGUUGGAGAAAGUAGCCAGGUCUGUGGGUGUGACUGGAUCGUUUGAAGAACUUUGUCAAAAUAAGAAGGUGACCGGAGAAGUAUUGAGGGUGCUUCAGAAACACGGCAAGGCAGAAGGUCUUCAAGGAUUCGAACAGGUCCAAGCGAUUAGUCUCAACCCAGAGCAGUUUAGCGAACAGAAUGGCCUCUUGACUCCGACACUCAAGACCAAACGAUCAGCGAUGGAAAAGGCAUUCAAGAACCAACUUGACAAUCUCUACACAACGACAGACACAAGAUCAUAGCUGAUAAAACCAUGGAAUAGCCUUCCUAACAGCAAAGUGAUAAUGCAGUUGACCAGCAAAAUUUAAUCAGAAAUAUUUUGAGACUCGGGAAGAAAGGAAAUGGGAACUGUCUCAACAUUUAAACUAUCAUAUAUUCAUUUUUGUCUCGCUUGCAUUAAAGGGAAAUCCAGCCUUGGCCAUAAAUGUUGUGUUGGGAAGGAGAAAAAUAAAUUAAACAGAAUGGUGAAAAUUUGAAAGAAAUCGGACAAGCAAUAAGAAAGUUAUAGCUGCUUUAAAAUUGGGAUCACUAAUAGUAUGUAGAUUUCAAAUUGGCAACUGGGUAAGUAAAUUAUGACAAGGGGCAAGGACAACUUUCCCAUAGGCCAUGUACUUUAUUAUCAGGGUUUUGUGGUUUUCUCCUAAGUAUCCACUCCCCUGGGGCAGUAAUCUCAAUAUAACCCAGGUAGUAAAUUGUUUAAUGUCCUCAUGAAAGAAAAAUGUAAUUUUAAAUAAACCUUUUCGGAAAAAUGACAUUUUAGCCAUAAUAUGUAGUGGAGUACAUGGAAGAGUAGUCCUCGCCUUACAUCACUAUGACAUCCCAUAUGUGGCCAAUUUGAAGUCUCCAUGAGUAUAGUGAUUAUCAAUAUUUACAACUUUAAAAUUUCAUAACUUUCUUGUUGUUUGUCAAAUAUUGUUCAAACUUUCACAUAUCAACUUGUCUAAUUUAUCUUUUUCUUAUAAAAACAAGUUUUUAAUUGGGUUGGAUUCCCCUUUAACUAUAGGCUCCUCUUUUUUCGACGGUGGCGACGGCGAUGACGUCAUUAUUGAAGAACCCAGACCAGAUUUAAAAGUAGAAUUGACAAAAUGGAAAUAUAUAUUAAGCUACAUCAUACGACAAUGUAAUUAUUAUGCAAUUAUGCAUAUCUACCCGACCCCUGAGUGUUUUGCUUAAUUAAAUAAAAAUAGAAUUAACGGGUUUCGACAGUUGGGUCUUCGAGCUUCUGAUUUACGUAAUGUUACAUUGUGUCAAGGAGGUUGUGAUUCCAUAGGGUUGUACGUAUAGGGCAAGAUGGAUUUUUUUUUCAGACUAUGAAUUUGAUUUUUUUUUUCAAUUUGAAGAGGAGAAUGGUAUUGAUAAUUAUUCAGUGCUCAAAUGGAUGGAAGCAUUCAACUCUUCACUAGGUUUUUGUGAUUUCUUUGUUGGGAUCUUAUUCAUGUUAUUGGGCCUAACCUGCUAUCCUGUAUGUCAGGAAAAGUUGUUACAUAUAUUAUUUUGAAUGCAGAUAGAAUUGGAAAGCUGCGCCAAGUAAACGGGAAAUAAAAUAUUACAAAACUAUUAGUCCGAAUAGAUUUAAUCAAUUCAAGCUUUAAACAAAUAUUUAUCGGAUAUUUAUAUAUGAUAAAAGUGAAGAAAAUCACAUUUGUAACUAUAAAAUAAAAAUAUCACCCAGUUGUUAUGUGUACAAACCUAGGGAAUCACGACGCUUUUAACGCAGACAUGACGUCACGGAUCUGAGGGCGGUGAAAAACAUAAUAAAACUUAUUUUCGAAGCCCGAUAAUUGGAGCUAUUCUUAAGCAAAAUGCUCAAAUGGAAAGCGGUGAAAAUGCAUAAAUCUUGCAUUGCUGUGUUUUGUAUUUCAUAACCAAAUCAUAUCAAUCAAAAUUGAUAUGAUUUUUUACUCUCUCUUUUUUGGUUCGGUCGGGGUCUUUAACAAGGUUAAGUUUUUAAUGACAUCAUAACAUUUAGGAGGUAAAAAGUUAAUAACACUGAUCAAAGUUAUCGUCGGGUCACAUGACCAAGGUCAUAGUUUAAUUUAGGGUCAAGGAACUCUGACCAUGUUGAGGGUAUCAACAUUGAUGUCUUAACUAUGGUUAAGUUUUUGAAAUGUCAUAACUUAUAUGAAAAACAUAAUAUAUGGACAUAUUGCAUGAAACUUGGACAUAUAAUGGUAACUGAUCAUUCAAGUCACAUAAUCAAAGUCAACAUGGUCAAAGGCCAUUUAGGUUCAAUUAAAUGUUAUUACCAAAUGAAUGUUUUUGCAAACAUCAUCUGAAUUGAAGAAGAAAAGGAUAUUGGAGUAUUGCCGAAUAACAAACAAAAAAGGCAAUUACUCUCUUAUCAUGCUUAUGCUAUAUGUUCUGUUCGUUAUUUUUGUCUUGAAUAAACCUUUUCCCUUUGCUUUCGAUGAAAUCUUAUUUUCGUUUGUGUUAUCUUCCGUAUAAUCAAGCAAUUACAUAUCAAAAUGAACUAUCCCUUUAUAUGAGGGUAUUACAACUUUUUGGAAGCUGGAUAAACUAUUUAUCAAAUGAUUGUUUAUGGCACAUGUAUACAAAGUAGAUCUAUAUGAAAACAAGCAAUAUGAAGUUUCCGAAAUUAUUAAUAUCAUUAUUAAGAUAAACAUGAUAAAUGUGAGUUAUUGGUUUCAUUCACGAAAUGGUUUUAUUGUAUCCUUAUGCCUAAUAGUACACCCUUUGAGAAGAAAAUCAUCUGGCAAAUCCGGUCACUAUGGAUAUCUAAUGAAGGUCAUUUUUUACAUGUAUUUUCAGAGUUUCAUAUUUAAACUAUCAUGACUGUGUAAUACAUUUUCUCAGCAUGUGUGCCGCUUUUAUUUUACAAAGUUACCAUGGUAACCAAAUUUCUUAAUAUUGCCCAAGAUAAAUGUUCUUGUAAUUCGCUCAGAUCACCUCUCUACCUGAUAACAGUCAAAACAUUUUUCGUUUUGUAGUCUUGCGAUAUAUUAUUUUCUUUCUUGUAAAUAUCUACAGAAUUAUUUAGUGAGAAAAAUUAUUUUGGACUAAAUCAUAUAAAGCUUUCAUAUUCAGUAGGCUUAGUACAUUUUACAAAACAAUUUACAAUUUUAAUUACAUGCAAUAUUUGAUAUAUGAUAAUUUAUAUGAUUUGAUUUAUGAAAAUUCAUAUUAUAUUGAAAUUAAAAAAAAUCUUAUAUGACUUCAG
Lytechinus pictus (painted urchin) is the source of this 5045-nucleotide messenger RNA. Its product is annotated as long-chain-fatty-acid--CoA ligase 5-like. The record is from RefSeq and is a predicted model, not a curated record. Gene Ontology annotation, cellular component: membrane; endoplasmic reticulum. Gene Ontology annotation, biological process: long-chain fatty acid metabolic process. Lineage: Eukaryota; Metazoa; Echinodermata; Echinoidea; Temnopleuroida; Toxopneustidae. Gene Ontology annotation, molecular function: long-chain fatty acid-CoA ligase activity. The coding region runs from base 13 to 2109 and encodes 698 amino acids. The transcript has 19 exons.